Molecule: messenger RNA, 1905 nt
Organism: Aspergillus tanneri
Lineage: Eukaryota; Fungi; Ascomycota; Eurotiomycetes; Eurotiales; Aspergillaceae
Exons: 9
Coding region: 1-1905 (634 amino acids)
Source: RefSeq, a predicted model, not a curated record
AUGGCGAACUCGAGCCAGUCUCGAGCAUUUCCGCAGCCUUGGAUGGCUCCCCUCAAACUUCAAGCCCUUGACACUCAAGGGCCUUGCCGUGGUCGAGCGAUACUAGCGGAGUAUUUUGGCCUGUUUGCUCGACGUCGUCCGAAUGAUAACAUCUAUAAACAGAUACGACGGUUUCUUAAUCAAGUAUUCCCUGCCGAACACAUGAUCCCAAGGUGUAUGAAGGAUAAGAACACUCUGGAUAUGGAUAUUUUCUGUGUCCUCUAUCGUCAUCACUGGACACACUCGAGAUUUUUCCGCCAUGGGACUCUGGUCCACUAUUACCGGGACUCGACCGGUGUACUACUUCCGCAGGAUGCCUCCCCGGCCGCCAGACCAUCCCUGGGCAAACGGAAACAGGAGGUGUCUUCCCAGAGUGACCUUCCCAAACACGUUUCCGUGGAUACUCUUCCGGACCCUGUCUGCUACCGCGACAUUGAGCUCUUUUACCUUAAAGACCCAGAUGGCAAGCGCGAUGUCCUUUGUGCCAUCAUCGAGUUUCGCAAUCUUAACAGUCGGCCAGAAGGUGCGAAUGGAACCAAGUUCUUUAUACACGGUGAUUAUCAACUAGCAUACUACCUAAUCACCCAAAUUAUCUCCUACGCAUUUCGUGAUGGGGCAUUUCUCAACACUGCGUUGACACCGGACCUAAUAUGGAGGCUGCGAGUUCCAAAACGCCUCCCGUCUCUUCCUCUCCGGUGGAAGCCAGAGAUGCUCGAUAUUCCCCUCCUUCGGUGCGUUGUACGCACCCCUCACGGCGACGAGAUCCAUAAGUCAUUCGAGGACGAUAUUGUCCAUUAUAAUUAUCGACGCUGGGUUGCCAAUGAAGUUAACCGGAACUUUAAACGAGCUAGGAGCGGCAAAGAGUGCUCGCGUGUCAUUUUCCCGCGCUGGACAGGCAGGGCAUUUCCAUCUAGCGUCCAGAACUCUGUUUUAUUGCCCAUGACAGUGCAUUCUUUGCCUGGAGUGAUGGACGAGGCAUACCUUCCGCAAUGGGGCCAGUUACCCGUCGAGCAGUACUUCAUCAAACACUGGGAUCACUCCUCAUCUGAGCCCACUGGAGACCAGCGCCUCCGACUGAUCCACCGGUUCUUAGAUCUAGAUGAGAUUCCGGGGGAACUGGACCCUACUUAUCAUGCCUCGGAGACUUACGAAACACCGUCACGUUUCCCUACGGCCCAUGAAAUUGACACUAUCCUCCGCCCCUGGCGCUCUGACAACCUGCGGAAGAUAGCGUGGAGGAUUUGGGGGAGUGAUAACAAUCAGUUGAUUUUGUUGCGCACUCACUAUAAUGCCGAUGACAACGACAAGAUCACAGAAUUAGUAGGGUCCGAUGAGCUCGACGAGGAGGAUAUAGCCUGGUGGGCCCUUCUUGAUAAUCCCGAACUCUUCAAUUUCGGCGACCAGUGGUGGCGAGUCUUCGAUAUCUUGCCAGAGUUAGCCGGCCCUUUAAAUGGUUAUAGCCGCCUGCCGAACCCAGAACAUAUCUCACGGGAUAGACAGUCUUUCAAGAAUAAACUACCGACCCUCAAACAAAGCGACGAAUGGAGGGCGGAUCGUGAUAAUUAUAUUGAAAGAGAGAGUGCAUUCCUUCGGCGAACAGCUUCAAAGGGCUAUUUUGCUAUUGCGGAUCAGGAAGCUUUUGAAACGGAUAUGCUACGGUUAAUCUAUUACGACGGGAAGAUGAAUAUUGUCCAAGAGACCCGGAUAGAAUUCAGUGAGCAGACAUUUGCUGAUGUUGCUGUUGAAUGGGAAGAGUUGUCGCUUCCUUCUCAAUUAUGGGAGGACGGAAUGACUGGUGAGAAGUAUCGAGUGAAUGGGGAGCUAGGAAGGGAGUUAUAUCAGCUAGAUGAGGCUGAUCUGGAAUAA